Microtus oregoni (creeping vole) is the source of this 1001-nucleotide messenger RNA. RefSeq names its product surfeit 2 (gene Surf2). The coding region runs from base 46 to 822 and encodes 258 amino acids. The transcript has 6 exons. NCBI's taxonomy places the organism in Eukaryota, Metazoa, Chordata, Mammalia, Rodentia, Cricetidae. The record is from RefSeq and is a predicted model, not a curated record.
UCUGACCCACGUGGUAGCAGCGGUGUCAGAGGAGCAUCUCAGAUCAUGGAAGAACUACCAGCUGAUGUGCGGGCUUUCCUGUGCCAGCACCCCAGCCUGAGGCUGCUGCCGAAUACUCAGAAGGUACGCUGCUCUCUAACCGGCCAUGAGCUACCCUGCCGUCUGCCGGAGCUUCAGGUCUACACCAGCGGCAAGAAGUACCAGCGGCUGUCCAGAGCCUCCCCGGCCUUCGAUUACACAGCAUUCGAGCCACACAUCGUGCCCAGCACAAAGAAUCUGCACCAAUUGUUCUGCAAACUCACCCUGAGGCACAUCAACAAGUCCCCAGAGCAUGUGCUGAGGCAUGUCCAGGGCCGGAGGUAUCAGAGAGCACUUCAUCAAUAUGAGGAGUGUCAGAAACAAGGUGUGGAGUAUGUCCCUGCCUGCCUAUUGCACAAGAAGAGGAAGAGGGAGGACCACAUGGAUGGAGAUGGGCUACCUGGUCAGAGAACAGCUUUCUGGGAGCCAGCUUCCAGUGAUGAGGGAGGAUCCCUGAGUGAUGACAGCAUGACAGACCUAUACCCACCUGAGCUAUUCACAAAAAAAGAUCUGGGCAAGCCUGAGAACGACACUACUGAAGACUUUCUGACAGACCAAGAGGAAGAGAAGCCAAAGCAGUCGAGAGAGAAGGGCACUGGGGAGAGGAGAGAAGUCAAAGUGGACCGCAAGAGGAGCCGUAAACUCACAAAGAAGCAGUUCACCUCAUUGACCAAGAAGUUCAAGAGCCAUCAUCACCACAAGCCCAAGAACUUCAGUUCUUCCUUUAAGCAGCUGGGAAAAUGAACCGUGCAGAGAAAGCCUUUGGGUGUCCUUGGAACUGGCCACCGAUGUCCUGACAUUGGCUGUUGCCCAGAGUGGGCCUGGAGGUUCUGUUCAGAAGGUGACAGCAGCAGGGAUUUGAAGAUUCCUCUUCGUACAUGGCUUUUCUGUGGUCUUUAGUGACUCACUGUAGCAUCCUGACU